Messenger RNA from Amphibalanus amphitrite, 1465 nucleotides. RefSeq names its product probable G-protein coupled receptor B0563.6. The record is from RefSeq and is a predicted model, not a curated record. NCBI's taxonomy places the organism in Eukaryota, Metazoa, Arthropoda, Thecostraca, Balanomorpha, Balanidae. The transcript has a single exon. Gene Ontology annotation, molecular function: G protein-coupled receptor activity. Gene Ontology annotation, biological process: G protein-coupled receptor signaling pathway. Gene Ontology annotation, cellular component: membrane. The coding region runs from base 335 to 1435 and encodes 366 amino acids.
GGCGACGACUGAAAAUGAGGCAAAGCGUUAGCUCAGUGUCUUAGCUUGUUGAACAGACCACGACCAGUAGUGCUUUUAUGAUUUCCGUGAGAGAGAAGUUAUGAAUGGCAAUGAGACGAUAGCACAAAAUACCGUGUGAAAAUAGGAGAACUUUCUAACCAAGGAACAAAACUCCAUAUCUCUGCUAAAAGAAUGGCGAUAUCAGCUUACCCACUGAAUUAAUGGACAUUGGACAUCAUUUGGACGUCGAGCAAGCUCGGAUCUCACUAGCUGGCGGCUCCCGUUGGAAGUUUCGCUCUCCGCACAUCCCGUCCCCUGGUGACCGCCGGCGCCCAUGGAGCCGUGCCCGGCCUCUGACGCGCGGCUGGAGCGGCUGGCGCACGCGGCCUACGGCUGGUGCUCGCAGGCCAUCUGCGCCGUGGGAGUGGUGGCCAACCUGGCCAACCUGCUGGUGCUGCGCCGGCCGCCGCUGCGCGCGCUCACCGUCUACACCUACCUGCUGUGGCUGUCCGUGGCCGACCUGAUCGGACUCUGCUUCUGCUCCGUGUUCGCCUAUCUGCUGUCGCAGGAGUCGGCGCACCCCUGCACCGGCGCGCCGCUGGCACUCGCCUUCUACGCCGCCCAUCUGAACAAACCUCUAACGAACACGUGCCUGGCGUCGGGGGUGUGGAUCACCUUCUGGCUGUCUGCUAACAGGCGAGUAGCGGUGACGCGGCCCACCUCGUAUCUCGCCGAGGAGACGGGCGACGUGGCCUUCCUCAGGAUCGCCUGCACCCUGGCCGUGUCCAUGACGCUGUUCAUGCCGAUGGUGUUCCAGUCUCAGGUAGAGCUGGAUGAGGAGAUUGGAGGGUACGUGCUGCGUCAGGAGGGGUUCACCUAUACCACAGCCUGGAUGGUCUACCAGUGGCUACUGCAGGUCGUCGUGCGGCUGCUGCCCGCCGCCGGAAUCCUAAUCAACAACGUACUGGUGGUGCGCGGCCUGGCGGCGAGGGCCGGCGGGCAGGUGUUUCCCGCUCCGGCCGCCUGGCGGCGGUGCUGCUGCAGCAGACCGACCACACAGGUGGCGCCACCGCCGGUGAUCGAGCUGGUCGAGUCGAGCGUGUACGGCACUGGAGCGAGUGUCGGUAGCUCGCCGAGGCAGAGGCGGCGCGCCAGCGGUCACCGGCUACGGGCCGCCUACAUGCUGCCGGCCAUCUCGGCUCUGAGCAUCAUCUCGAACGUGUUCUCUGCGCUGCUGUUCGUGUGGGCGGCCCAGGGCAAGAUGAAGCUGACCAAAGGCUACACGAGUUACCAAGUGUGGCGAGCAGUUGGCAACAACCUGGAGCUGUUCACGCUAGCAGCGAACCCGUUCCUGAACAUACUGUUCUCGCGUGAGAUUCGCAGUGGGUAUCGCAGGUUAUUGUUGGAGCAUAAGCGCUGUCGGAGGUCCGAUUAGAGCACUGACCAAAUACACGACGGACAAGCA